This is a messenger RNA of Drechmeria coniospora, 813 nucleotides long. RefSeq names its product Protein kinase-like domain protein. The coding region runs from base 1 to 813 and encodes 270 amino acids. Lineage: Eukaryota; Fungi; Ascomycota; Sordariomycetes; Hypocreales; Ophiocordycipitaceae. The transcript is spliced from 2 exons. The record is from RefSeq and is a predicted model, not a curated record.
AUGGAAGGGCACGUCGUUUCCAAGGACCCCGUGUCGCCCAAAUGGACCAUCCCGCCCUACAACGCUCCCCCUGUGGACGAGUUUUGCCGACCUCCUGGCCCCCUGAAGCUGCGACCACCAAGGGCAAGAUCCAAUUCGGAAUCAAACCAUGCCGAGAAAGUGUCCUUUCGCUUUCGAACGCGUUUGAUUACCGCCGCCGCCACGAAACACUCCUACAUCCACCCUCACGUUCUGCUUCUUCAAGUCCUCCCAUCCACUACGGAGCGACUUGUCCGAACUGUCGUCGGUCUUCUUCCCUCCUUUUUACGCGCCCAAUUCGAAGCGUUCUUUCCUGAAUGGAGCAUAUCUUCCCGGCUUGUACUGAAACGUUACAAGGAAGGUUGGGAUGAGGAGUUCGACAUGGAGAAGGUAAUUUAUGAGAGGGUCAAGCCCUUACAGGGAAUCGUCGUCCCAAUAUGCUACGGUGAGCUCAAGUAUAAGGGCACUAGAAGCCUCCUAUUGUCCGAUAUCGGUGGGGAAAACCUAGCUACACCCGAGGGAUCCCUAGCUGAGCCGAGAGAUCUUCGUCGCAUGCUGCACGAGGCCUUUAGCGCUCUUUCUCAAUUUGGUAUAGCACAUGGCGAUUUGAAGCUGGAUAAUUUCCAUAUUGUCGGAGAUAAGAUUUUCGUUCUCGAUCUGGAAAGCGUGGAUGAGAAUCUUUCCGACGAAGACUUUGCCAUUCGCAUCAAAGACGACAUUAAAUUCCUCACUCGGCAGUAUGAGGCUAACCAAGAUUGCUUCUGGGAAGACGGACUCGUCGUGUUAAAUACCUAA